AUGGCAGCUUCAUCUGCACUACGCUCCCGAGAACCGCAGCACACAAUAAUCCGGCGAGGCAUGCGGCGAAAGCGGUCUGCGGGUUCGUUGACGGACCUGCUCGCGGCAUUCGUUCUCGUGAGUACGGCUGCUCUCUUGGGCCGCUACUACACGGUAGCCGUCGGCUCAUCUGAGGGGGGUUCCGCACACGCCGAGCAAUCCAUUUGUAUCAAGGAUAGCGCAAAGACGACUUGCACAUGCACAAAAAAAGACUCUUCAUCGGAGAAGGGGACCGCGACACUCUCAGCAUCCCUGGCGACGCUCAAUCUUCAGUGCAAAGGAGGCCUGUACUAUGCACCAGACAAGCUCAAAGGCACAACAGUGUGCCCAGGGAACGCGAAGGACGUUCACAAUUGCACGCAGCCCUGUUUGGACCUUAAGAAUGUAUUGACGGGUACCAGCGUCCCCAGCUGGAAAGGUGGUGAGCCUGAAGGCGAGGAGGGCAAAACCCUCACCGUCGCUCCAGAGAACCUCCCUUUUGUGAACAAGCAGUUCGUGGUCGGUUGUGUCAAAGAGGAGAAUGCCGCUGCUUGCACUGUGGCGGUGGCGGUCAACGCAAGACCGACAGAGAAGACAGGCCAGACCGUCACUUGCGCAUAUGGAGAGAACAGCAACCUCACGCCCCAGACGGUGGCACUGAACCCGUCAAACAGGAGCUUCACUCUGGUGUGCGGCGAGGACGGAGAAGUGGUGCCUGCGAACUACCAGGCGUCGUUCUGCCCUGUUGGUGCAGAAAAGAGGGACGACCAGAGCGGUGCGUGCACCGAGAGCUACUCACAGAUUCUGCCCGCAUAUGAGACUAGUUGGUGGAGAAACGAUGGAGGAAAGUCUUCAUAUACGCUCACCAUUCCGGCGGACAAGUUCCCAGAGACUGAGGCGAAACUGAACAUUCGUUGCCAGAAGAAGGGUGCUUCAAGCAGCAACCGGAGUGAGGCGCCAGCUACACCGAACCCGAGCGUGUGCAGCGUUGAUGUGACAAUCGAGGCCGCUGCUGCAUCCAGUUCCUCUCCAGCCUUGGCAGUCACGCGCUUGCUGCUUGUGGUCACUGUCGCUGGUGUAAUUUCCACGGUCAUGUUUUAG
Besnoitia besnoiti is the source of this 1119-nucleotide messenger RNA. RefSeq names its product SAG-related sequence. The record is from RefSeq and is a predicted model, not a curated record. NCBI's taxonomy places the organism in Eukaryota, Apicomplexa, Conoidasida, Eucoccidiorida, Sarcocystidae. Gene Ontology annotation, cellular component: membrane. The transcript has a single exon. The coding region runs from base 1 to 1119 and encodes 372 amino acids.